UUAAUAUAAUAUAUAUAAUAUCGGAAUGGAAUAAAAUAUUAUCUAUCAAAAAUAUAUCAUGUCAAUAUUGAUAAGAUACAAUCUCUUCAAGAUCCAACUAAUAUGCAGUGAUCAUCCCAACAAAAUUAUAUUUACUAUUUAUAAAAUGUACAUUUUUUUAAAUGUACAUUUAGAAUCUUUAAACCGGUUCUGUAAAUAGAUUAUGGGAUUUAUAACUGGGUACUCAAAAUUGAGACAAAACAUCAACAUUGCAUGUAUUAAAUAAAGAGAAAACUUAGUUCAAUGAAAUCCGCUUUUCGUCAUCUGAUUCUCAUAUGGAUGAGCAAUCUAUAUACUUGUAUAGCAUUGAGCAAGAUAAGUAAAUCUGUCAGAAAAGUCUAUUUAUUUUUAAUGGUGGAUUAUUUUGAUUUUAUUCCAGUAACAUUUUUGAUAAACGUCUUCAAUUAGUGACAAUUACGCAGUACUUUUGAUUGAUUUCAAGAUUAUGUAGUUGAAAAAAUAGUUCAACGAAAAAAUUUAUGUAAAAUAUCAAGAUGCAACCUCUUGGAGAAAAUAUGUCAAAUAUUCCUGCCUUUUUAGGCAAAUUGUGGAAAAUGGUUAACGAUCCUAUUACGGUUCACCUAAUUAGCUGGAGUGCGGCUGGUAAUAGUUUCAUUAUUCAAAAUCAAGCCCAAUUUUGGUAUGAAUUGUUGCCUUUAUAUUACAAACACAAUAAUAUGAGCAGCUUUGUCAGACAGCUUAAUAUGUACGGAUUCCAUAAAAUGUCAACCAUUGAAAAUGGUACUAUGGAUUCCGAUAAAGACGAAAUACAAUUUUAUCACAAAUAUUUUCAAAAAGGCCGUCCAGAACUUCUUCGUAAUAUCAAACGAAAGGUAACUGUAGCUAAGUCUGAAAAUAAUGCACAAAAUGUUUUGAAAUUUGAUGAUUUAUCAAAAGUCUUAUCAGAUGUCAAACAUCUGUAUGGCAGGCAGUCAAGUGUGGAUUCACAAUUAAGUUCUAUGAAGCAAGAAAAUGCAGUAUUAUGGAGAGAACUAGCUAUUCUUAGACAAAAACAUUUGAAGCAACAACAGAUUGUCAAUAAAUUGAUUCAAUUUUUGGUUACGUUGGUUCAACCUUCUCCAUCAUCUAGGAUGGGAGUUAGUGUUAAAAGGAGGAUGCCUCUCAUGUUACAUGAAAGCCCUACGAAAAAAUCUAAAAAAUCUAAAAGUACAAAAUCUGAUAGUAAUGAACAACGUGAUAAUGGUCCAACAAUACAUGAAUUAGAUAGUGAAAUUGAAAUUUCACCUGAAGAGCUGUUUGAUCAGGAUGUAGUUGAAGAAGGAUUGGUAACUAGUCCACAUACCUCUGUAUCAUCUCCUUUAGAUUCACAACCUGAUUCUUUAAAACCUUCCUCCAUUUUAUCUAAUGAAGCAAAUAAUGAGGAUGGACUCCAUGAAAGUCUGUUUGUGGAAAUCAACCCUUCUGAUUUAAUGAACGAGAGCCGAGCUGCAGAAAAUGAGUCAAAUAAUUUACAGUCUACAAAUCAAAAAGGUGAAAAAGUAUUCUUAAACCCGAUGGGCGGAAACACACUUCUAAGCAAUAUAGCGAAUGGCAGUUACAAUGCUAAUGUGAUAAAUACCAAAAAUGGAAAGAAAAUUAAUAGCAAGUCACCGGAGAGUACAAUUAAUAAUUUAUUGGAACUUAGCCCUAAAAAUACUAGAGGCGUCGAUCUCCAGGUUGCUACAAGAAAUAACAAUGGUACUAAUGACUGUUACAAGGAGGAUCUAGAUUUGCACCUUGAGACCACUCAGUCAGAGAUCGAACAAUUAAAAGACAUUCUGAAGGGUUGCAACGGACUGGAUGCCAAUGCCUUACUUGGAGUAAGUAUCCCAAGAUUAUUUAAUGAUGAGGCUCCAUCAUUUGGAUUGCCCUACAACCACAGUGAUACCAAUAAGGAUAAUCCACUGGACACUGGUUCAGCUGACCCAAUGGUAUCCGGAACUGAAUUGACAACAUAUGGAAACAAUCUCAUUGAUUUCAACGAACUGUUUGAUGACUCAUUGGACGGACAAGAUGGAGUAGUAGCUGGAGAAGCACAUCGACAAGACAAUGACAACUCUAUCAACACACCAAUGGUCAUGAAGGGCCAGCCAUUGUUUCCAAAUGUUAACAAAGAUCUGUAAUUUUGUUUAAGGCAGUUUCCAUGAUUUUUGCUGAAAUUAAUUGAUCCAGCGAUUUUUAGUUGCUCUUUUUGUAAUUUAUUGUAUUAACAGAAUGUUUGCUGCACUAUUUUUAAAGUUGGGAGUUGCUCUCUUUAUGAGUUUUUAGACAGUUUUUUGAGGAAAUUUUGCAUGAAUUUUCGUUCUAUAUUUGAGUGGGCACAUUUAAAAUCAAUUUGCUACAAUCCUUACAAACCGACGAGUGUUUUAAUUUAUAAAAACGUUUUUUCGGCAUGUUACACCGCGAAAUGAUAAACAUUUCUUUAAACAUACCAUUCAAACAAUAAAAUUAAAUUGAUAAAAUUUUGACUGCCACAUGUACUUUGUUCAUUUCCUUACAUACAUGACAGUUUUGUUUUCUUUUUUAAAGAAUUUGUUCCUUACUAAUUAAUACUAAUAUAUUUACAAACACCGAUGGAUAUUGUUGUUUUUUGAUCAGAAAUGAGCAGCUAAAAUUAGCUUUCUAUUUUUAUUUUAAUUAUUUCAGAACUUUAAAAUAUUAUUUGUGUGAAAUAAUUAAAACGAUGAACUUUUAUUUUGAAAUUUAACACCAUGUUAAUAUACUAUCAUUUUAAUUGAAGGGCUAAUUCUCAUGUUAUUCCAAUAAGCUAUUGGAAUAACUUGACAAGCCACAACAUUAAUUUAUUGAGGAAACACGUCUUCAAAGGUUAAUUACUAUAACUUUGUUGAAAUGCAAUAACUUGAUUUUUCGGAUAAAGAUGGUAUUUGUUGGAGAAUUUUCAUUUGGUUUAUGGUUUUUUUUAUUGUCGCGAAGUAAAAAUGCCUUUAUUUUAUAUUUUUUACGUUUUUACAAUAAUCCCUUCAAUUCUAAAAUGCAACAUAUUGAUUUUUAUAAGACACUGCAAUUGCCUUUUAGACUUAAAACAAUUUUGGUCUUGAAUAUAAAGUUUAACAGUAUAGCAAAAAAUCAUUGGUACUAUAAAUUGGUUGUGGUUAUAUGGAGAUUAUCGUUUUGAUUUUUGUCAUUUCUCAAGUAUACUUCACUUUUGUGUUACUGAUAUAGGGUGAUAUUUACGGUGUAACAGAAUAAUUAUUGAGUUAUAUUUGUAAUAAAAGGCUGGUUCUUGAUCUUUGUCUAUUUUUGGUUAUUUUUUAAGUUUAUAAUUAAAACAAGGUUAUACAAAUUGGUUUUUAUUGGUGAAAUUUGCUGUAAUUUAAUUUUUAAGUAUUUAAUAACUAUGUGGUUUUGACUACCCUGUAUAAAUAACUCCAAAUCUUAUUUAUUUUAUUGCUGCUUUUAUUUUAAAUCAUUGUUAUUUGACAGAAAUAGAUCAAAGACGUUUUUUAUAUACUCAGAAAUAAGGAACUUUGAAUAUUUUAUUAAAUAAAAUGAAGUGUAUAAAUUUUGAUUGUAAUAAUUGCAUCUUUAGUUAUUAAAAAGAUACCCAAAAAGUAUUAAAAUGAGAUAGAUUUCUCGUCACAAAACUUUUUGGCGAUUACCACUUUUAUGCUUAGCACGACUGUAUAUUCAAAGAGUUUUUAAAACUCAUUAUAAAAUUAAAAAGUCUUACAUUCAUAACUACUUUUAACUUGUGUAAGAAAAAUAUAUUUUCUCAAAAAAUUAGAAUAAUUCUGUUGUAAAUAAAACUGUGGCCUUCAAAAGUAGCGAGUUAUUUUUUUACCCUCUGAAGGUAGAUUUACGUACGUACGUGUUUGCGAGUGUAGAUGAAAGUAUAACGCAUUUUUAGUAUAUUUUUUUCAUCGCUUGUGCAGUUCUCAUUUUAUAACCAUUAUAAAAAUAAAAUUUGUUUAAAUUGUUUUCCAACUAACGAUAAACUGCCAAUUCGUUAUUUUAUCAUUAGUUGAAAAAUAUUGAAUAAUUAAAAAACUGUGCAACUUAUUUUAAUUUAAUCUUUUAAACCUAACAAAUAAUUUGAUCAAAAAUAUGUCUCGAACACAAAUUUGUAUUUUUUGUUCUUAAAAGGAUUUGGAACAAAUUAGCAAUAAAUUUUAAUUACUGAGUGCUACGAGGUCCAGUAUUUGACUUUACCACUUUAGAAUUGUUAACAUCCAAUGCAAAUUUAUGAAACAAAACACAAAUUUUCUUCUCUGGUGAUUAUCCGCAAACUUUACUCAAACAUUAUGUCGACAAAAAAUGUGUGCAUUAUAAAGACAAUUUACAUUUUUUAUUUUAUCACUAUAGUGUACCAUUCUAGAGUGGUAUAUUUCUUUACUCGAUUAUGCGCCACGUAGAUCAUCACUCAGAAACUUUUCUUCCGAAUCUGUCGGUACAUUUGAAUAUUUCAUUUAUUUAUUUAAAAUGGUUUGUUAUUCCUAUAAUUAAAACAGUGUUAUGUUUUAAAGUUUUGUAUAGUUCUACUGGUACCUAUUAUAUAGUUUAAGAUAACAUUUUUUAAUUUGUUAUUGUUAUCAUUCAUAUUAAUAUAAUAAGUUAUUUUGUGUUGUUAUUUAUUUUUUUCAAACUUCCAACCAAUCAUUAUAACUUUAAAGGAUACCUUAAAUUAAUUCAAUUAUUAGUAAAUUGUGAGUCGUAACUGUUGGGACAUAGAGUAAGUCCAGAUUAUUUGGACCCAAAUAAAUAUUCUUAAAUAAAAUGUUACUGUGGAAAAAUAUAGUUGAAAUAUUUUUUUUAAAAUAUCACAUUUGUAAAACGUUAUGAAAAUUGGCAAAGAG
Messenger RNA from Psylliodes chrysocephalus, 4853 nucleotides. The record is from the annotation of a GenBank genome assembly. NCBI's taxonomy places the organism in Eukaryota, Metazoa, Arthropoda, Insecta, Coleoptera, Chrysomelidae.